Culex pipiens pallens (northern house mosquito) is the source of this 6520-nucleotide messenger RNA. It is a transcript of the gene loco, whose product is annotated as regulator of G-protein signaling loco. Bases 696 to 6242 code for a protein of 1848 amino acids. Gene Ontology annotation, molecular function: GTPase activator activity; protein binding. Gene Ontology annotation, biological process: signal transduction. The record is from RefSeq and is a predicted model, not a curated record. Lineage: Eukaryota; Metazoa; Arthropoda; Insecta; Diptera; Culicidae. The transcript is spliced from 6 exons.
UGACAAAGCAAGGAAAAACGCGAAAUUUCCAAAUUCCACCAGCAGCCGCGAAUUUCGGCAAAUAAUCCCGUCCAAAGUGGACGGUUCGACGUCGUGACUGCUUCGCACGCUAGCCGACGCGGGCAGUUUCGUGAAAACGGUGAAAUUCGGUGAAAAACGGCGUCGUUAGAGGGUGGGAAAUCGUUCGGAAAUUUUGUGCUCUCGGUGACUUUAAUUCGAGCGCAGAAAAGAAGUCCAGCAUCCAAGUUGGCUUUCUUAUUUGAGAUUUUUUGUUUGUGUGCGUGGUUUGUGUUUUGGGUUAGCUUGUUUGUGGUUGUUGUUCCAAUAAGAUUUGAAGACAAAAGUGUUGGAAAAAAACAACAUUCGAAAUUUUGCUAGGGAAAAACGGUGAAAUUUGUGCAACAAAGUUUGUGGGUUUUUGAGAAGAAAUUUUGAAAGAUUUGCGAUUUUUAGUUGAGAAACAGUUUAAAGGCGUUUUAAACGUGAAAAUUUAAAUGGUUAAGCAACAGACUUAAUGACAGCUUUCUAGUUUACGCUAGUGUGAGUGGUAAAUAAGCGAAAGGAAUGCAGACUUGAACGGUUCAAGACAACCGAGGAACCAGGGAGUUGAGGAAGGGGGCAUCGCGAAAUAGCUCUCUCGAACCGUGGUGAAAUGGUUACGAAUUUCCACUAAUUUCGGUCAAUUUCUGGUGAAAAUGCACGGCCAUCGGCGGCGCAAGAAGCGGCCCAACUAUGGCCUGCGGACGGUCGAGGUGAACCGGGGUCUGCACGGGUUUGGGUUUACAAUAAGUGGUCAGCAGCCGUGCAUACUGUCGUGCAUUGUGGGCAAUAGUCCGGCGGAUUUGGCCGGGUUGAGGGCGGGGGAUUUUUUGAUUUCGGUCAACGGGUUGAACGUGUCCAAGUUGCCGCACGAGGCGGUCGUGCAGUUGAUUGGGAACACGUACGGGGCGAUCAAGAUGGCCAUCGCGGAGAAUUACUACUCGGACAGUUCGGACGAGGACGUGCUGUUCCAGGGAAGUCAGCAGCACCAGCAUCGGGUGCGGCCAAAGUACUUGAACCACAAGACCAAGUUCCACCAGAGGAUGACGACGGCGAAGCAGCACACGAGCAUGAACGGGCCGGCGGAUUUAGUGGGAACCUGCGAGGCGGCCACGGCCAUCGUGGUCAACGACUCCCCGACGGCGUACAACGUAAUUCACAGUCCGAACGCCAGCAAUAGCUGCGACAUUUCGAACGUUAGCGCCAUGGUACGGUCGGUCCACCUGGAGGACGAAGAGGCUGGACCUUCGCAGCAGCCACCACCGGAUCGGGAGAUCGCUCUUGAGUACAAGGCCAUCGUCGGUUAUCUGGGCACGAUCGAGAUGCCCAAACAGAUCGCGACCAGCUCGAAGCUGCAAACGGUGCGGAGUUGCAUUCGCAAGAUGCGCCAGGAAAAGCGUAACCCCACGACGGUCUUGAUGACGAUUCUACCGUCCUGUUUGAACCUGAUUAACACGAGCAACGCCGUCAUCGCCAAGUACUCCUCCGUCCGGCUCAACUACGUCAGCAGCAGCAGCGAAAGCGACAAUCGCUACUUUGGCCUCGUCACGUCCGCGAUCUACGCCGACGGCCUCAUGUGCGAAAACUCCGACAUCCUGAACCAACGCAAGGACGUCGUCAUCUCCAACAGCUGCCACGUGUUCGUGAUCGACUCGCGAACCGUCGACCACGCGGCGCACCUCGAAAAGGCCGACCUCUUCCAGAUCCUCUGCACCAAGGACCCCAUCACGAACCUCUGCCUAGAGUUCCCCAGCAACUCCGAGUACGUCGUCAACCUGAUCCGUAGCAUGUACAACCUGAAAGCACCCCCGCUCAAGCCCGCAGAUUGCUCCUACGGCAAACCUCCAGUCGCGCGCAGUCUCAACCUGGACCGGCGUCCAAACCCUCGCGAAGACCCGCACGACCUGCUCGCCUCCAACUCACCCCAGCCGAGCAACCACAGCGAAAUCACCACCACCUCCAGCAACUCCGACUCCGGCAUCGGCUUCCACAACGACUGCCGCAACAUCUCCGACCGCAUCCUCGUCGUAGACUUCCCCGGCAUCGCCGCCAACCACCAAAUCAACAACGUCCGCGCCCAUUUCCGCAAGUCCGUCCCCUUCGGCCGUCCCGUCGGCAUCAUCAACGAACUCCCCCAACCCCUCGACCCCAUCCGGAACAUCCGCUCCACAACCUCAACCGCAGCCGCCCCCCAAAUCUUCCACGGCAAGUCCAAAUCCGCCGACUACAGCUACCCCUCCACGUCCGGCCUCGAUCGCCUCACCGUACGAGCCCGCCCCGACCCAAAAUCCUUCCCCCCCGAUCGCUCCCCCAGCAAAGACAACGCCCUCAACCACGAAGCCUUCUUCCCCCAACAAACCGUCGACGACCUGGGCAACGUCGUCCAGGAGCGCCCCAUCGACAUCCCGCCCCAACUCACCGACGAAGUCACCUUCCUCGACCUCCAACGCUACAACGCGGACAACGUCAAAAACUCCCUACUGGCGCGCUCCUGCGACGACAUGAUCAUGACGCUGGAAAAGGAGCAGCCACCGAAGCCGGACGACGCCACCGAUCACAUCUUUCUGCAGCCCGCGAAGCCGCUCAAACGCUCCAAAAAAGCCUGCUCGCAUCGACCCAAACCGGCCGCCGACGACGGUUCCAACAAACUGCUCUCGUACAAGCUUAGUCCGAAGGUGUACGGCCUGGCGCGGCCACUUUCCGCGAGCUUCGAGAACAUUUCGCACGCCGCGGACGAGAUUUGUGGGGAAAAGAUGCGAAAAGUGGAAUCGGCGGAAGUUCAGCAAGAUCAGCAGCAGCACCGGAGUAGGGCGGGAAGGUCCGCGAAGAGGCUAAGUGGUGGGUUUUCCGCGAUUUGGGGUAGUUUGCAGGAACUUAGAAGUGGUGGCGGUGGCAAACAGGGUGAGGGGAAGGAACUCGCGAUGGAGCAGAGUGUAGUGAUGAAGAAGCAGCAGCAGCAGCUGGAAAGGAGGCCUGUGUUACCGGGAGCGUACAGUGAGCCGGAUCUGCGGUGUGAUGAGGUGAGUGAGCAGAACUUGUUGGCAGAUGAUAACAAACAAAUCAACCCCAAUGCGUCGCCCUUCCGACGGUGGGGCCAGUCAUCGCUGCGGUCCCGUUCCGGCGAGCAGCGCACCCCUUCGUCCGCCCACCGGCGCCCCUCGUCGCUGGCCGCGUCCGAAAGCGACGUCUACACCAAGUCCAUCGACGACGACUACAGCUCGACCAAGAGCGGCUACAAUCCGUACGCGGACGUUGCUGGAUCGACGGUGGCGACUGCGGAGUCUGCUCAGACCCAGACGACGGUCAGCAGCGGUCCGGCGGGGGUCGCUUCCUGGGGCACUUCGUUCGAGAAGCUACUUGAGGAUCCUGCGGGACUGCACACGUUUUCGGAGUUUUUGAAGAAGGAGUUCUCCGCCGAGAACAUUUACUUUUGGACGGCCUGCGAGCGCUACCGGCAGCUGGUUGACCGCGAGGAACGCGCCAAGGAGGCGCAGGCCAUCUUUGCCAAGCACCUGGAGUCGGGCUGCAGCGAGCCCGUCAACGUGGACUCGAUCGCGCGGAACAUUGCCCAGGAGAACCUGCCCCAGGCGGAGCAAACGCUGUUCGGGGCGGCUUCGAAGCAGAUCUUUAACCUGAUGAAGUUCGACAGCUACCAGCGGUUCAUCAAGUCGGACAUGUACCGGGCGUGCCAGGAGGCGGAAGCGAAGGGACAUCCGCUGCCGUACCCGGGCGAUUUGCUGGAUCCGCUGCUGCGGACGAGCUUUGCCGUGCAGGGGGCGGCCACCAAGUUGAAGAAGUCGCUGAGCAAUGCCGAAGAUCGGCGGCGCAAGUCACUGCUGCCGUGGCACCGCAAGACGCGCUGCAAGUCCAAGGAUCGGGGCGAUGCCGAGCUGAAAAAGGAAGGGGGUGGUGGAGGUGGGAAGUCGACGCUGUCGACGGGAGGUAGUGGAGGAGGAGGUGGGAAUGGCACGGGUGGGAGUAGCAACACGCUGAAGGUGCUCUCGACCAACUCGACCAGUGAUAUUCAUAGCUCUAGAAGUUCCUUAGCAAGUUUCGACGCCGCCAUCGGCAAGUCGUACGAUCAGGAGGACCAGACUCGCAACACGUUGUGCCGCGUGAUCCUGUCGAACGGCGCAACGACGGUGGUCCAGACGCGAUCGAACGAAACGAUCAAGGAACUGGUCGAGCGGCUGCUCGAGAAACGUGGCAUCGUGUACACCGCGUACGAGGCGUUCCUGGCGGGAAAUCACAAACCGCUUGACCUGGACGGGCCUUCGUCUAGUCUGGCCGGCAGGGAGGUCAACAUCGAUCAGCGGGUCGUGUUCAAGCUGAGCUUGCCCAACAGGAAGAUGAUUUCGGUCAAGAGUAAGGCAACGAAGCCGCUGGGGGACGUGUUGAGGCCGAUCUUGCUCAAGUACAACUACGAGCUGGACCAGAUGAACGUGUACUCGAAGGAGGCUUACCUGGACAUGACCUACCCGGUGACGAGUGUUGACGGGUUGUGGCUGCAGGUUCGGAAUGGAAACGAGAAUGACUUUCACCAGGAUUUGACCAGGACGAUCGCUUCGCGGUCGGAACGGGCGUACGCGAACCAGGUGCCGCCCCUUCCUAUCAUCGCUACCUCGCAGCACGCGCAGAUCAUCAACCACUUUCAGCAGCAGCUGCAGCACUCGCAACACAACGGGUUUCUGAACAACAACAACGUGACAAAAAAGUCCCAACUGGCGUACGGCAGUCAGUCCCACCACAACCUGAAGGGCAAGGACGAGCAACCGGCGGACGCAGCAGCGGGUGGCAAACAGGAGCUGAACAUGCUGGACGAGAUCACCAACAAGGUGUUCAACGAGCUGAUGAACGGCAAGAUCGCCAACGGUCCGAAGGUCCCGCCCGAGGAUUGCACCUCGGACAGCUCGUCGACGCGCAGGGGGGAUCGCUUCCGGCGGCGGGGAUCGAACGCCCCGUCGGAAAGCGGACGCUGUGCCAAAAGCAAAAAGUGCUCGACGGCGGGCUCAGAGGACGGCGGUGAGAGCGUGGGAAACGCGGUCACCGGCGUGAAGAAGCCCAUCAUUGCCAAGCUGAAGGCCGGCGUGAAGCUGCAGAUUCCGACGCGGUCGCAGAAUGACGAACUCCUGGAGGGCCUAAAGCGCGCCCAGCGCUCCCGCCUCGAAGACCAGCGCGGCACCGAGAUCAACUUCGAGCUGCCCGACUUUCUGAAAGACAAGGAAAACUUCACCAGCACGACGACCACAACCGCAGCUACGAGUUCCGCGGCCACCGCGAUGGCCGCCCCCUCUUCCAAGUUCACCCGCAAGUUCGCCAAGCGACCCGAGUCGGCCGAGUUCCCGCUGGGGGCCAGCACCAACGGCGGCUCGCUGCAGCAAAUCCACAAACCCCAACCGGCGCCCAGGUUGUCGAUUUCACGGGGAGCUGCAACGGCGACCGCGGGGAACCCUUCGUCCCCACCGGUGCAGUCCGCGUCGAGCGAGAGUAAUCUGAACAACCUGUCGCUGCGCUGUAACGCGUCCCCGCUGACGCUGGACGACAACGGGAACGGGUCCCAGUCGGAGAAUAGCUACGCUGAAGCCACCAUGAUCUUUACGCACGCUUCCGCCAACCCGCACCACUCCCCCGGCUCUUCCCCGCCGUCAUCCCACCGCUACCACCACCUGGACGGAUCGUCGGCGGCGGUAGACCAUCACCACUACGAAGCCAUCGACGGCAGCUCGGCGGCAGACCUGGUGGACGGCGGUGUCAUCUAUCACCCUCCGUACCAUCGCCAUCCCCACCAGCACCACAACCACAAUCAGCAGCAGCAGCACCGGCUGUCGGCGAGCACCAGCAGUGGCAGCAGCACCGGAAGCAGCUCGAGUUCGUCCGGCAGCACCAGUAGCAGCAGCAGCGACGCCGACAACCAAAAGGGGCCGCCACCGUUGCCGCCCAAGCCGAAGAUCCUGCCGAUCAAGCCGUCCAACUGGGGCCACUCGAGCGGCAUGAGUGCCAGCAUGUGCAAUCUCCCGACAGCGGCCAGCGGCGGCGGCGGCGGAAGCAGCAGUAGUCAAAACGGUGUUUGUGGUAGCAACAUCAACAAUAGUGUUAGUAGCAACAUUUCCGGCAAGGAGAAACGCCUGUCCGGGGCAGAUCAGAAGCAGGUUCAACAGACGAGGAGUGUAUAUUUGGAUCACGCGAGCAGUAGUUUUGUGUAGUGAAGCAUGAGGUUGAGAGAUAGGACAAAUGCAUGAGCAGUAGAUUAACAGGCAGAUUUUACAGAUUUUUUAUUCGCAUGAAACGCUUUUGAAGCGAGUAUUUCCUUGCAUUAUUGUGUUACGUAAGCUUUCCUUUCAGUUUUUUUUCCUGCUUUUAUUUAUUUCCUUCUGUUGAAAUAUAAUGUAUUAUUUUCAGAAUUUUUGUGUAUUUCACAUGGAUAUGUAAAAAGAAAAGAUGAUAUAUAUUUGCAAUAUAGACUUUUAUUGAUAUUCAUUAA